This is a messenger RNA of Maniola jurtina (meadow brown), 1923 nucleotides long. Its product is annotated as zinc finger protein 62-like. The record is from RefSeq and is a predicted model, not a curated record. Gene Ontology annotation, biological process: regulation of transcription by RNA polymerase II. The coding region runs from base 302 to 1774 and encodes 490 amino acids. Gene Ontology annotation, cellular component: nucleus. Gene Ontology annotation, molecular function: zinc ion binding; RNA polymerase II transcription regulatory region sequence-specific DNA binding; DNA-binding transcription factor activity, RNA polymerase II-specific. The transcript is spliced from 11 exons. NCBI's taxonomy places the organism in Eukaryota, Metazoa, Arthropoda, Insecta, Lepidoptera, Nymphalidae.
GUUGUCAGCUGUUGUGUACAGUGUUCUGUGAGUCUAUGCGUUUUAAUUUACUUUUACCUAAAUCAUGGUAUUGCUAUGGAGGAUAUUAUAAGGGUAGUGUUUACUUUAUAUUAUAUAUAAACAAUAUGUAGUAUAGUGGACUGGAACUAAGGAUAUCAUUAUUUUUUUAUAACUAAGCGUUGGUGUUAUAGUAUGCACAUUGCUCACAACAUUUUCAAGUGCCAGCAGGAGUUAAGUUAAGGUGCUAUAACUAUCAACAGGAAAAUUAUAGUCUACAUUGAAGCAAUUUCUCUCUAGAAACAUGUCAAAGUGUAGAGCAUGUCUAAAAUCACUUAGGAACAUGAUUCCUUUUGAUGAAGUGAACAUUAUGUACUUUAACAUACUCACUAACCUGAAUUUACAGCUGUCUACUAGUGAUCCCCAACAACUGUGUAAACAUUGUUUUAAAAUACUUCAACAGUUCAUUGAAUUUAGAGAAAAAUGCCUAGCAGCUAAUGCUGUAUUUAGUGACAUUAUUCCUGAAGAGAAUAUCAAACAAGAACAUACAUAUAACACUGCCGAGUCUGAAGUAGAAGUGAAACUAGAACCCAAAACAGAUGAUCAAGAAGCUAAAAUUUCUUUUGAAGAUGAUAUCACUGAUGAUUAUUUUGGUGAUAGGGAAUUGCAAUAUAAUGAUGAUAAUUUGACAUAUGAGUUGGUUUUGAAGGCUGAAAACAAAACAGAAGAUAAUAAAUUCGAAGAGAUUAAAAACUCCGCAAGAAAAACUAAAUAUGCAAAGAAGAAAGCACUUAGUGUAAAAAACGAUGUGAGCAAAGGCAUAAAACAAACUAAAAAGACUCCAAAAGAAAAAUCUUCUGAACCAAAAUCUAAAAGUAAUGGCACUAAAAGUGUAAAACCUAAAGGAAAAAGUAAUGACACAACUUCGGAAACAGGUCUACCAUGUGGUUUAUGCACUAAAUCAUUCGAAGAUAAUACCCAAUUGGAUGCACAUUUACUAACACACAGGCAGAACUACAGCUGUAAUAUUUGUGAAGAAAAAUUAUUAGACUGGCAAGAAGUAAUGUCACACAGACUAACACACUUGGCAGGGAAGAAAAUUCCAUGUCAUUUGUGCUCAAAGACAUUUAAAAGUGCAAUGUAUAUAGAACAUCAUUUCAGAAAAUAUCAUCAUACAGAAGGAGAAUCGCAAACGCUGAGAUGUAGAUUAUGUGACCGCGCUUGCCCAACACCGAGGAAGCUGCGCGUCCACUUCUAUGACUUUCACCACAUUAAGAACAAGAGAUAUUACUGCGACCACUGCAACAAAUUAUGUUUGUCCAGGGGUGGCCUAAAGGUGCACAUCGCGAUCCAUUCGGAUAACAGACCCUUCAAGUGCGAUCUGUGUGAUGCCACUUUCAAACUUAACAAUCACUUAAGGCUUCACAAACAGGCGAAACACAAUCCAGACAGAGUGUACUGUCCGCGAUGCCACAACGUGUUCGCUUCGCAGGCUCUGCUCGACAAGCACCAGUGUAAAUACGGGGACAUGAUAUGUCCUGAAUGCGGCAAAAUUUGCCCAAGUCGGGGUCAGUUGACCAGACACCUGCGUACCCACGACAUGAACAGGUGGUAUGAGUGCACGCUCUGCCCGGCGCGCUUCCGCGGCCACGGGGCGCUGUCCGUGCACCGCGACAAGCACAGCGGCGUGCCGCGCCACGAGUGCGAGUUCUGCCACGCCAAGUUCUACUACCGCGCUGUGCUCCUCAAGCACCGCCGCACACACACCGGUGAGUGAGCCUCGAGCUUACACUUCCGCGGCCACGGGGCGCUGUCCGUGCACCGCGACAAGCACAACGGCGUGCCGCGCCACGAGUGCGAGUUCUGCCACGCCAAGUUCUACUACCGCGCUGUGCUCCUCAAGCACCGCCGCACACACACCGGUGA